This is a messenger RNA of Gymnogyps californianus (California condor), 1305 nucleotides long. RefSeq names its product exosome component 5 (gene EXOSC5). The record is from RefSeq and is a predicted model, not a curated record. NCBI's taxonomy places the organism in Eukaryota, Metazoa, Chordata, Aves, Accipitriformes, Cathartidae. Gene Ontology annotation, biological process: poly(A)-dependent snoRNA 3'-end processing; U4 snRNA 3'-end processing; nuclear mRNA surveillance. The transcript has 6 exons. The coding region runs from base 1 to 690 and encodes 229 amino acids. Gene Ontology annotation, cellular component: cytoplasmic exosome (RNase complex); nuclear exosome (RNase complex); nucleolus.
AUGGCGGAGGAGGAGGAGGAGGAGAAGAAGAUGGCGGCGGCGGUGGUGGGCGGCGGGUGCUGUCUGCGGCCCUUCUCCUGCGAGCAGGGGCUGCUAUCGCGGCCCGACGGCUCGGCCGCCUUCCUGCAGGGCGACACGUCGGUGUUGGCCGGGCUCUACGGCCCCGUGGAGGUGAAGGGCAGCAAGGAGCUCCACGACCGGGCGGCGCUGGAGGUGCUGCUGCGCCCCAAGGUGGGGCUGCCAGGCGUGAUCGAGCGCAGCCGGGAGCAGCUCCUCCGGCGGACCUGCGAGGCCGUGGUUUUGGGGGUGCUGCACCCCCGCACCGCCAUCACCCUGGUGCUGCAGGUGCUCAGCGACGCCGGCUCUCUGCUCUCCUGCUGCCUGAACGCUGCCUGCAUGGGGCUGCUGGACGCGGGGCUGCCCCUCUCCUCCCUCUUCUGCGGCGUCACCUGCGCCAUCGACGCCGACGGCGCCAUCGUCCUCGACCCCACGACCCGGCAGGAGCAGGAGGCGCGCGCCGUCCUCACCUUCGCCAUCGACAGCACCGAGAGGAAGGUGCUGAUGGCCACCACCAAAGGCAGCUGCUCCGUGGAGGAGAUGCAGCAGUGCCUCGCGGCGGCCCAGCGCGCCGCCGACACCAUCUUCCAGUUCUACCGCGACUCCGUCCGGCGGAGAUACUCCAAAUCCUGACGCCGGGGACACUCCCCCGGGGCAGCCGGACUGUCCCCCACGUCCCCCACCUGGCCUGGCCGCCCCCCUCAGCAGUCAGUAAAGGACCCCGUCUCCCCUCCGCUGUGCCUCUGAGUCCGUCCAGCGCCACACGGGGCCCCCCCACCGGCUCCCGACCCCCCCAAGGAGGGGGACACACGGGGACAUGUCUGGGGACACAUGUCCUGGCACCCCCCCCCACCCCGUUCCACGGGGACCCCCAAGAUGGCGGCCCCCGUGUACCGUACACACUGGUACACUCAAGAUGGCGCCCCCGUAGCACCUCAGUUAUGGGUGCUGCCACAGUGUGACCUUCCCAAGAUGGCGGCCAGCAGUGUCCCGCAGGGGUACACCCGAUAUGGCGGCCCCAACAGUGGCACUUCAGUUAUGGGUGCUGCCACACUGUGACCUUCCCAAGAUGGCGGCGACCGGAGGGUCGUGGUUCGACACACACACACCACCACCACCCCCCUCCUGGGCGGGGCUCGCGGCGCCGCGGCCAAUGGGGUUGUAGCGUUGGGGAGGAGCGGGCGUUGCCGUGGCAACUGGCCCCGGAAGUGCGGAGGAGGGAAAAGAAGAGCCGGGGAAGCGAAUAGU